Molecule: messenger RNA, 6789 nt
Organism: Rhododendron vialii
Lineage: Eukaryota; Viridiplantae; Streptophyta; Magnoliopsida; Ericales; Ericaceae
Product: protein REDUCED CHLOROPLAST COVERAGE 1
Exons: 25
Coding region: 414-6362 (1982 amino acids)
Biological process (GO): organelle organization
Cellular component (GO): cytoplasm
Molecular function (GO): protein binding
Source: RefSeq, a predicted model, not a curated record
UUAUGCAAAAUAUCGUCAAGAUAAUUACUGUAUAGGGCAGAAACUGCCAUAAAAUGCCAUAUAACUCUGACUGCUAAAUCUCCACCCUUCCUUCCUUAUCACACUACCAUCAUCCUCUAUAUCUCGUGCUCUCUCCCUAUUCCUUCAAUUUCAACCUAUCCAGUGGUGAAAUUCUCUUCAUUAUCCCCUCUCUGAAAUCCCUCAAUACACUUCUCUUUUCCAUACUUGCAUACAUACCCUCUACAUACCUGAUACCUGGCUCUGGGUUCUACUCUGUUUUUGAUGAUGUCUCCUUUUUCGCUUAUUUAAUGCAGCAUUAAAGACCCGUUUCUAUCAAUUCUCCGAAUCUUUUUUCUCUUUGCUAUAUAUCUGGCAUAGUUGAGAGCUUGGAGUUCAUCGAACUGAAGCUGCAAAUGGCACCUAAGAAUGGUCGUGGAAAGACGAAAGGCGAUAAGAAGAAGAAAGAAGAAAAGGUUCUUCCAGUUGUUUUGGAUGUAACGGUAAACCUCCCCGACGAGACUCAUGUUGUUUUGAAGGGGAUAUCGACAGACAGGAUCAUUGACAUUCGUCGACUAUUAUCUGUGAACACAAUGACUUGUAGUAUCACCAAUUUUUCAUUGUCCCACGAGAUAAGGGGGCCGCAGUUAAAAGAUACGGUGGACGUUGCCGCACUCAAGCCGUGCCUCCUCACUCUAGUAGAAGAGGACUACGACGAGAAGAGCGCGACGGCGCACGUUAGAAGGUUGCUGGACAUAGUGGCCUGCACGACGAGCUUCGGUCCGUCGGCGAUCAAGGACUCCAAGGCCGAGUCCUGCAAGAAUGCGCGGGGUGCGCAUGAUAUCAAGACCGGAAAGAAGUCGGGGAAAUCUGCGGCGAACAACAAGCAGUCAUCAUCGCCGCCUCAGUCGCCGUCGCCCCAAGCUUCGAAAGAUGCGUCGGUGGAAGGAGAGGGAGAGAUAAGCAACUCUUGCCCUAGACUUGGUAGCUUCUACGAGUUCUUUUCUCUCUCUCAUCUCACGCCUCCACUCCAAUUCAUAAGGAGAUCAUCAAGAGAACACGAUGAUGAGAUUUUGGCGGACGAUCAUCUUUUCUCACUUGAAGUAAAGCUUUGCAAUGGAAAGCUGGUUUUUGUUGAAGCUUGCAGAAAAGGAUUCUGUAGUGUUGGGAAGCAGCAGAUACUUUGUCACAGUCUUGUUGAUUUGUUGCGACAACUCAGUAGAGCUUUUGAUAAUGCCUAUGAUGAUCUCAUGAAAGCAUUCUCAGAACGAAACAAGUUUGGCAAUCUUCCUUAUGGAUUCAGAGCCAACACCUGGCUCAUCCCUCCUGUUGCAGCGCAGUCACCAUCAAUAUUUCCUCCUCUCCCUGUGGAGGAUGAAGCUUGGGGAGGAAAUGGGGGUGGCCUGGGAAGAGAUGGCAAAAGUGAUUUAUUGCCUUGGGGUAAUGAGUUUUUGUCUCUUUCAUCCAUGCCUUGCAAGACAGCAGAGGACAGGCAGAUCCGAGAUAGAAAAGUUUUCCUUCUUCACAGCCUAUUUGUAGAUGUUGCCAUUUUCAGAGCAAUUUCUGCUGUGCGUCAUGUAAUGGGAAAGUCCGAACUAACCCAUCCAUCCUUAAACAGUGAAAUUAUUUACAGUGAAAGAGUAGGGGACUUAAGUGUAAGUGUAAUGAAAGAUUCUACAAGUGCGAGUUGCAAAGUAGAUACUAAGAUAGAUGGAAUUCAAGCAAUUGGAUCAGAUCGAAAGAAUUUGGUAGAAAGAAACCUAUUGAAAGGAGUCACGGCAGAUGAAAAUACUGCUGCCCAGGACAUUGCUACUCUAGGUGUUAUUAAUGUGAGAUACGGUGGUUACAUUGCGGUAGUUAAAGUUGAGGGGAGAGAGGAUAUUCAAAUGGAUCAUCCAUUGGAUAGCUCUGAACUUCUUGAUCAGCCUGAAGGCGGUGCCAAUGCCCUCAAUAUCAACAGUUUAAGGUUGCUUCUCCACAAGAAAGUAGAUUCAGAACACAUUAAAGCAGUGCCUUGUUCUGAUACUUUGGAACGGGAAGAGAUCAAUUCUUCCCGAGCUUCUGUGGAGAGACUAUUGGAAGAAAGUCUAGCUAAGCUUCAGGAGGAGGAGUUAGAAGGGGACAUUUUUGUGAGGUGGGAACUUGGAGCCUGCUGGAUACAACAUUUGCAAGAUCAAAAAAACGCAGAGAAGGAUAAGAAGCCAUCUAGUGAGAAGCCCAAAAAAGAGAUGAAGGUUGAGGGACUUGGAACACCUCUUAAAUCCCUUAAGAACAGCAAGAAGAAUUCGGAUGGAAGUAAUAUGAAACUACAAUCAGAGAACUCAAUGUCUGAUGCAGUUGUUGUCAACGGGGAAGCAGAAAAUGCCCCAUCUCUACAAGCUCAGCUAGAGACAACUGCUAAUGAAAAUGAACUUGUCCUAAAGGGGUUGUUGUCUGAUCCUGCUUUUACUCGUUUGAAAGAGUCAGAAACUGGUCUUCACCGCAAGUCGGUGCAAGAGCUGAUGGACUUGUCUCAGAUAUAUUACAAUGAAGUUGCUCUUCCGAAACUGGUUGCAGAUUUUGGUUCCUUGGAACUCUCACCAGUUGAUGGUCGGACUCUGACUGAUUUCAUGCAUACCAGAGGACUGCGGAUGUGCUCUCUGGGACAAGUGGUUAAGCUUUCAGAAAAGUUAUCACAUGUGCAAUCUCUCUGUAUCCAUGAGAUGAUAGUACGAGCUUUUAAGCACAUUCUGCAGGCGGUGAUUGCUGCUGCUAUUAGUGCACAGGAAAAGGCUCUGUCAAUUGCAGCUGCCUUAAAUCUGAUGCUUGGAGUCCCUGAAAAUGAGCAAUCAAACCAAUCAUGUAAUGUCCAUUCUCUAGUCUGGAAAUGGCUGGAAGUAUUUGUAAAGAAGAGAUAUGAAUGGGAUCUCAGCAGUUUAAACUACAAAGAUGUGAGGAAAUUUGCAAUUCUUCGUGGGUUGUGCCACAAGGUGGGUAUUGAGCUGGUUCCAAGGGACUAUGACAUGAAUUCCCCAGAGCCUUUCCGGAAAGUAGACAUUGUCAGUCUAGUACCGGUGCAUAAGCAAGCAGCUUGCUCAUCUGCAGAUGGACGGCAGCUCUUGGAAUCAUCAAAAACAGCAUUGGAUAAGGGAAAACUUGAAGAUGCAGUCAGUUAUGGGGCAAAGGCUCUUGCAAAGCUGGUAGCAGUUUGUGGUCCUUACCAUCGAAUGACAGCCGGAGCUUAUAGCCUUCUUGCUGUAGUUUUGUAUCAUACGGGAGACUUCAAUCAGGCCACAAUUUAUCAGCAAAAAGCAUUGGAUAUUAACGAGAGAGAAUUAGGUCUUGAUCAUCCGGACACAAUGAAGAGUUAUGGGGAUCUGGCUGUGUUCUAUUACAGACUUCAGCAUACAGAGCUAGCUCUUAAAUACGUGAAGCGUGCUCUCUAUCUGUUACAUCUCACAUGUGGACCAUCACAUCCGAAUACUGCUGCAACAUACAUCAACGUGGCUAUGAUGGAGGAAGGCCUGGGAAAUGUGCAUAUUGCUCUCAGAUAUCUCCACAAAGCUCUGAAGUGUAACCAAAGGUUACUUGGCCCUGAUCAUAUUCAGACAGCCGCAAGUUACCAUGCCAUAGCAAUAGCACUCUCAUUGAUGGAAGCCUACCCUUUGAGUGUUCAGCAUGAACAGACAACCUUGCAAAUCCUCAGAGCUAAGUUGGGCCCAGAUGACCUCCGUACGCAGGAUGCUGCUGCUUGGCUUGAGUACUUUGAGUCCAAGGCUUUUGAGCAGCAAGAAGCUGCAAGGAAUGGGACUCGAAAGCCAGAUGCAUCCAUAGCCAGCAAAGGCCACUUAAGUGUCUCAGAUUUGCUCGACUAUAUUAAUCCAAAUCAUGAUGUCAAAGGCAAAGAUGCUGUGGCUAUAAAGAGAAAAGCCUACUUAGUGAAGGAGAAAUCUUACCAAAACUUCAGCAUUGCAAGUUCUGAGGUCCCUCCAAAAGAUGCCGCAAAAGAUGCUGAAGAUGGGACAACAAUUCCUGAACCCGAAUUUGAUGCAAAGAUGAACGAAGAAACCACCUCUCCACCAGAGUCCACCGAUCCUGUGGAUGAAGAAACUAUUGACAAACUGCCAGUUCAGUUCGAACAUCCUGUUGAGGAGGAAACUGCCACGGAAAAGCCAAUGGUUGCCAUUGAUAUUUUGUCUGAACCACAGGGUGAAGGAGAAGAUGGAUGGCAGUCAGUUCAAAGACCAAGAUCAGCUGGCUCAUAUGGGCGGCGGUUAAGACAGCGACGGGCAACUGUCACCAAGGUGUAUGGUUAUCAGAAAAAAGAUGUGGGUCCCGAAUCGAAUAAUGCUAGACCGAAGAGUAUCUAUCAGAAUACUAAGUAUUACCUGUUAAAGAAACGAACAGUGUCCCCAGGAAGUUAUGCCGAUUACCUCCCAAUGAAGGGUCCCUCCCCAACUACUAAAUUUGGGAGAAGAAUAGUGAAAGCAGUGACAUACAGAGUUAAGUCUGUAUCUUCAUCUACCAAAGAUGCUGAUGCAACAGAGGUCUCCAUAAAGGAAGGGGAGGCAUUGAGAUUACCUUUGGAACCCUGUCCGGUUUCUUCACCCAAGGAAAUUGGACAUAGAUUGCAGAGAAGUUCAAUAGUUAGUCUUGGAAAAUCUCCAUCGUACAAGGAAGUUGCGGUGGCCCCACCAGGUACUAUUCCUAUGCUGCAGGUUAGGGAGUCCCAGAAUGACGUUUCUGAAAACAAAGAGCUUGGUGUUGAAAAACAAGGAUUGGAUAUGGAUGGAUUGAAAGAAAACGCUGAAGAUUUAAUAGAAGCUAAAAGCAUAACAGACGAGAAAUUUGAAAAUUCUGUGAGAAAUCCUGUAGAUGAGUCUAGCGAUGGUGUUGAAGUUGUUAACAAGAAUGGAGAAAACUUAGCCACAGUAUCAGAGGCUGACAACAUAACAGGAGGGAAAUGUGAGAAUCAUGUAUUAAAUUCCAAAGAUGGCUCGAGUGGUCGAAUUGAAGUUGUUGAAAAGAAUGAAGAAACUAAGUCAAGCAAUGCGAUGUUGGAUAAAGAUUCUGAGAUUGUGUGUGGAAAUGUGGAAGUGGUUAAUUCUAGCUGUUUGGAGGUUAAUCAAGUGGAAGUUGUUGACAUGAAGGAAGAAACUAAGUCAAACAAAGUGCAAUUGCAUGAAGAUUCUGAGAAUGCAUCCACACGUACAGAAGUGGUUUAUUCUAGCUAUGCGGAGGUUGAUCAAGUGGUUCAGAAGAGCAUUGAAACCAAUGAAGUGCCAAAUUCAGUUGAUGCUCCCCGAGUUGAGCUCUGUGACCAUGAUGCAUCUAGCGUAACUUCCAAAUCUGACAAAAUUUUGGUUUCCACUUUGGAAGGAGUUGAGGAUUUAAAAGAAAGAUCCUCAGUUUCUUUUUCAGGCGACGCUCUGGAGUCCCCCAACAAAAAGUUGUCCGCUUCAGCUGCUCCAUUCAACCCAUCACAAGCCAUUGCGCGCCCAGCACCAGUGGCGAUGAACAUUACUCUCCCUUCUGGUCCUGGAGCUGCGGGCCCAUGGCCGUUGAACAUGACUUUUCACCCAGGGUCUCCUACUGUCUUAGCGACUGUUAAUCCAAUGUGCUCCUCCCCUCACCACCCAUACCCAUCACCUCCACCAACUACUCCAAACAUGAUACACUCGUUGCCAUUUUUGUACCCUACGUAUACUCAAGCCCAAGCCGUGACUACCACGACAUUCCCCAUGAGUAGUGGCGGCUCCUUUCACCCUAGUCAUUUUGCUUGGCAACGGAACAUGAACCCUCACGAAUACAUGGCUAGCCCUGUUUGGCCUGGGUUCCAUCGAGUGGAGUUCUCUGUCUCACCAACUGUUGUUGAGCCGUUUGCUGAUCCCAUUUUGGGGCCGAAGGAACACAUUGAUACUUCUGAAAGCUUGACUUUGGCUCCAAACCUGCCAGUGGACAUUACCGAUGGUGCCGAAAUUAAAAAAGAAUUGGAUCUUCCGGAAUCAGAGGUAGUGGAAAACGUAAAUGAGGUCGCUGCAAUUGAAUCCGCAAAUGAGAAGGAAGAUAAUGAUUCGAAUCCAUGUUUUGUGAGUCAUGGGAAUCAGCUGAAUCCUGUUAGCUCUGUCAGCGGAAAUUCUGGAAGCAGUUGCUGUAAUCAGGUGGCAAGACCACCUUGGCAAGUUGACAGCGAGAAAACCAUCAACAUUUUGAUUAGGGGGAAAAGAAACCGAAAGCAGACUCUGCGAAUGCCAAUAAGUUUGCUCAAGAGACCGUAUAGUUCUCAGCCUUUCAAAGUCAUACAUAGCAGAGUGGUCCGAGAGAACGAAGCUCUCAAGUCUACCAGUUUUUCUUCAAAUGGAAAUGGUACAGCUACUGCUGAGUAAGCAAAUUUUUGUUGCUCUUACUGGUUCAGAAUAGGGGAAUGACUUGGAGAAAAUGGAGAAUUCGUCCCUUUAUUGCUGACAAACAACUUAGUCGCACCUUGAAGUUUCCCGGUUCCACAGUCGAAAGUUCCUUGAUCAGUUACACCACUUCAUCAAAUAUUGCAGGUUUACAGCAGCAAAUUUGGUUUUUGGAAUUUGAAAGGCAUCUUUUUAGUCCAUGACAUAUUCUAGUUAGGAAGUUUUGACAUUCUGUUCAUGAGAAGAAAAACUGAAAACAAUGAGUUUUCUUUUAUUUCUGAUGAUUUAUUCGAUUUAACUGUAUACAAAUUGAGCACUUUCUUUCCUUUCAAUGCUUGUGGUUUAUAUAAUCCACCUGCAAGUUGACUCUGUUGUAGUAUUGGGUAUCGGUAGAAAUAUUUUGGCAAAA